AUGGCUAAAUGGAUUGAGUGUAUUUCAGUUCAUUCGAAGUGCACCACUGUCGAUUUUGACGAGUACAUGCGCUCAGGGUUACUUCGUGGUGGUUACAGGAAUGAGAAAAUGUGCUUCAUCAUGGAUGAGUCAAACAUACUGGAUGCUGGGUUUCUUGAAACGCUAAACACGUUUUGGCCAAUAGAGAAUUUUCUGUUCGAAUUUCUCUUUAACCUUUCUUCCUUUGUAAUAGCAAUAAGUAUUCUCCUCUGGAGGUGCCUGGUUUAUUCGAGUAUGGAGAACAUACUACUCUUACAACGGAACCCUGAGAAAGUGCCCAGCGUAAUGAGAAAUCUAGACGUGGUGUUUACAAUGAACCCGUCUGGUAGUAAUCUUUGCGAACACGCUUCUACCUCAUCGGCUCCCUUUAAUCGCUGUGUUGCAUCAGAGCUUACGGCGACUAUCAAUAUGGACCGUAAGGAUUAUGAGCCACGUUUUGCGCUGCCAAAAGUGUUUGAUCUCAUGCCUAGCCCACCGGCUUAUCGUUAUGCUGUCAUUAACAAACUAGUGUACGUUCAUAAAUCCGUCCAAAAGCUUAACGAACAGGAGCAAAACCGUGGACACAAAGUCAUGGUGGUAAUGUCUCGUCACUUUCUUGACUUGGUCAGGCAUUUUACGAAUCUGUUUUACGAAGAACGACAGGAGCUAGGAGAGGGGAAGACAUCUGAAAUCAACAACAGCAUUCCAGGCCCACCUAUUGCUCUCAAUGAGAUACGCGAAACUGAGGAAUAA
Molecule: messenger RNA, 771 nt
Organism: Angiostrongylus costaricensis
Lineage: Eukaryota; Metazoa; Nematoda; Chromadorea; Rhabditida; Metastrongylidae
Source: the annotation of a GenBank genome assembly